Messenger RNA from Lotus japonicus, 3696 nucleotides. RefSeq names its product disease resistance protein RUN1-like. The record is from RefSeq and is a predicted model, not a curated record. The transcript has 7 exons. Bases 115 to 3261 code for a protein of 1048 amino acids. Lineage: Eukaryota; Viridiplantae; Streptophyta; Magnoliopsida; Fabales; Fabaceae. Gene Ontology annotation, biological process: defense response; signal transduction. Gene Ontology annotation, molecular function: ADP binding.
UACUCACCACAGUCCAGAAAACAAAGGUAUCCUUCCUGCUACUCUGCAUUUUGCAUUUUUGCUGAAUCGUUGACUUCAAUUCCUUUCUUCGUUUCGUGUCGAAUUGGAAUCAUAAUGGCUGCUUCAUCCUCGAAUCAUCAAUGGAUCUACGACGUGUUCAUAAAUUUCAGGGGAAAUGACACCCGUGACAGCUUCGUUUCUCAUCUCCAUGCUGCCCUCUCAAACGCUGGAAUCGACGCUUUUUUUGACGAUAAGAGUCUUGAAAAGGGAGAUGAGCUGAAAUCAGUACUGUUGCGAGCAAUAGAAGGAACAUAUGGCCAACUGGUUAUUCCUAUAUUUUACCAUGUUGAGCCGUCGGACGUGCGUUAUCAGAAGGGUCCUUUUGCUUUGGAAGUAAAUUCAAGAAGAAGAGGACGCCGAAGGGAAAACCUGGUGGGGUGGAGGACCGCGCUCCACGAAAUUGCAAAUUUGUCUGGUUACGAUUUGAGCACCGACAGGAGUGAAGCUGAAGCAAUCAAUAACAUUGUUAAGAAUGUUUUCGGGAAAUUAUACAUCAGAGUGAUGUCCAUUACCAAUUUUCCGGUUGGAUUAGUAUCCCGCUUGCAAGAAGUGAUUAAGUUGAUUGAAAGCCAACCGAGCAAAGUUUGUAUGGUAGGGAUUUGGGGAAUGGGAGGGUUGGGUAAAACAACCACAGCCAAAGCCAUCUUCAAUCAAAUUCAUCGCCAAUUCAUGUGUGCAAGUUUCAUUGGAAACAUUAGAGAAGCUUAUGAGGAUAGAAGAGGGCCUAUUGAUUUACAAGAACAACUUCUUUCUGAUAUCCUAGAAACUAAGGAGAAGAUACAUAGCAUUGAAAGAGGGACAGCUAUGAUUAAGAAAAUUCUUUCUGGGAAAAGGGCUCUGGUUAUACUUGAUGAUGUGACCACAUCUGAGCAAUUGAAAGCCUUGUGUGGAAAUCGUGAAUGGUUUGCAUCAGGAAGUGUAAUAAUUGUUACAACCAGAGAUGUGCGGUUACUUAGUUCACUUAAAGCUGACUAUGUGUACAAAAUGAAUGAGAUGAAUAAAGAUGAGUCGCUUGAGCUUUUCAGUUGGCAUGCUUUUGGCGAAGCAAGUCCAGAACAAGACUUCACUGAACUCUCAAGAAGCGUAGUUGCUUACUGUGGAGGGUUACCUCUAGCUCUUGAAGUCCUUGGAUCUUACUUAAAUGAGAGGGAGAAAAAAGAAUGGAAAAGUGUAUUGUCAAAACUAGACAGAAUUCCCAAUGAUCAAGUGCAACAGAAACUCAGAAUAAGUUACGAUGGUUUAAAGGAUGAGCUGGAAAAGAAUAUAUUUCUUGACAUAUGUUGUUUCUUUAUCGGUAAAGACAGAGCCUAUGUUACAGAAAUAUUAAAUGGCUGUGGAUUUUAUGCUGAUAUUGGAAUAACAAGACUCAUAGAGAUGAGCCUCCUAAAAGUUGAAAGGAAUAACAAGCUUGGAAUGCAUGAUCUUGUUCGAGAUAUGGGAAGAGAAAUUGUUCGUGAAACUUCAACACAAGAUCCCGGGAAGCGCAAUCGGUUGUGGUUUCACGAGGAUGCACAUGAUGUUUUGACCAAAAAUACGGGAACAGAAACUGUUGAGGGAUUGGUUUUGAAGAUGCAAAGAACAGAAAGAGGUUGCUUCAAUGCUAAUGCUUUCAAGGAGAUGAAGAAGUUGAGACUUUUGCAACUUGAUAGUGUUGACCUCACUGGAGACUACCAGCAUCUGUCCCAUGAACUGAGAUGGGUCCAUUGGAAAGGAUUUACUUCCACAUUUAUACCCGAUCACUUUUAUCUGGGAAAUCUAGUUGUUUUAGAAUUAAAGUACAGCAGCAUUAAACAAGUUUGGAAGGAAACCAAGUUGCUGAAGAAGCUAACCAAGUUGCUGAAGAAGCUAAAAGUUCUCAAUCUCAGUCAUUCAAAGGACUUGGUAAACACCCCUGAUUUUUCAAAACUACCGAAUCUAGAAGAGCUCAUUCUAAAGGAUUGUCCAAGUUUGUUCGAGCUACACCCUUCCAUCGCAUAUCUCAGUAAUCUUCUUCUAAUAAAUUUGGAGGGCUGUACAAGCCUUACCAAUCUCCCAGGGAAGACCUAUCAGUUAAAGUCAGUUAAAACUCUCAUCCUUUCGGGUUGUUCAAAAAUUGACAAGUUGGAAGAAGAUAUAGUGCAGAUGGAAUCCUUGACAACACUUAUUGCAAAAGAUACAGCUAUAAAGGAAGUGCCUCAUUCAAUAUUAAGAUUGGAAAGCAUAGCAUAUAUAUCCCUAUGUGGAUAUGAAGGAUUAACACGCGAUGUUUUUCCUUCUCUCAUUCGAUCUUGGAUUUCACCAACAAUGAAUCCCCUAUCCCGUAUUCCCCUAUUUCCGGGCAUGUCAUUGUCUCAAGUUUCUAUGGAUAUACAGAAUUAUAGAUCAGGCAUUUUAUCUUCAUGGCUUAGCAGCCUAUCAAAACUUAGAAGUGUUUGGAUACAAUGUCACUCGGAGAUCCAACUAACCCAAGAGUCAAGAAGAAUUCUUGAUGAUCAAUAUGAUGUAAAUUCUAUGGACUUGGAAGCAUCAUCAUCAUAUGCAUCACAAAUCUCAGAUUUUUCCUUGAAAUCACUUUUGAUAAGAUUGGGAAGUUGCCACACAGUCAUUGAGACUCUUGCCAGCAGCAUACCACAGGGAUCGACAACCAACGCUUCUAGUAAUUUUGUCCUUCCGGGUGGUGAUGAUCCUUCUUGGUUAGCCUAUAAAGGUGAAGGACCUUCUGUACAUUUUCAAGUUCCAGAGGAUCGUGAUUGUUGCUUGAAGGGAAUAGUUUUAUGUGUUGUUUAUUCAUCAACACCUGAAAGUAUGGCAACUGAAUGUCUUACAAGUGUCAUGAUAAAUAAUCACACAAAAUUCACCAUUCAAAUCUACAAGAAAGAUACUGUAAUGUCCUUUAAUGAUGAAGAUUGGGAGAGUGUAAAAUCAAAUCUUGAUCCUGGUGACAAUAUGGAGAUUAUUGUUUCUUUUGGGCGUGGAUUGACUGUUAAGGGAACGGCUGUGUAUCUAAUUUAUGCUCAGUCAAUCAUUAUGGAAAUUCAGCCAUCAAUUACUGUGGAAGUUGAAUUUGAGCCAUCUGUUAAUGGGAAAAUGGAGCCAUCAUCUGAAGUGAACAUACAUCCAUCGCCUAACUUGAAAAUGGAGCCAUCACCAAAGCCAACUAAAACUAUCUUUACAAGACUUGUAAAGAGAAUUGGAAAAUGUUCAUGCUUGAACCAGAAUUGAGAUUUCUACAAUUUCUGAUCGGGCAAGGUGUUGUCAUAAUAUAGGAUUCCCUUGUUUUAUGUGUUUUGCAAUAUUUUCUAGGAGGGAGGAGGGACAGCACCAUGUUUUAUGAACAUAGAGGAGAAAUGGAUAAUUCAUGUGGUUGAUGUGCGUUUAAAUGAAUACAGUUCUGAAAAUGUUAAGAGUUCAUUUCUUGUUUUUCUGGCCCUCAAGAUUUCUGGACUAGAUGCUAUGUAACAGCUAGAUAAAAGAUGGUAUAAAUGUGCAAGUCUAGAGAAGGUUGCUGGGUAUUAUUAGUAUAAAGCAGUUUUAUGUGUGGAGUGGGGAAGUUUGAAGUAUUAGAUUCAGAGGGAAUCAUGUGAAUAAUAAUGUAUACACACUACAGGAGGUUAUUGUUCCUUCAAAAUUUUAUGAAAUGGAAGAUUGUGCAGUCAA